UUUUUCUCAACAUACUGUGAAGGUGUGCGGUCUAUCCAUCUCCAAGCUGCAAAUAUAUCCGUUUGUAAUUCUAGUCCUAAACAAACUCCUCAAUCCUCACGAGUUGAUGAAUCAUCACUCUCUAGAAUCUCCUCUCGCUCAUCUAUAUUAACACGGCCUCUCAGUUUGUCUUUGUCCCAUGCAAUGCUUCACACUCUCGCUGAAAGAUUGAAUUUUUAUUGCUGUUGAGCGACAAAGAAACAUGUCCGACGGAGCUGAAGCUUCGUCCGAAUACUUGUUGGAUAACAUUGAUGAUGGUGAAGAGAAUCACAAUAAGUUCGAUGCUGGGAGCUGCAGCGAUGGAGACGGUGAUUAUGCUCAAGAUUCUCAUGCCAAAAAUUCGCCCUCUACUUCGCCCUUCUCCUCUCACCAAUGGCCUCGGAGUUACUGGGAGACGACUGACACUUACUCAAUUUCCGUAUCCCCAAAUUUUGGGACCUUGAAGCGUCGUUCCAGCUCUAGAUAUUCGUUUACUGAGGUUAAUAACAAUGACUACUUGCAGUCUGAUGCAAAAAGAAGUUUUCUCUCAAAAGAAGAAUCAAUUCAUGAGAAAUACGACCCCGAGAGCAUCUCCGUGGUGCGGCCAUCAUGGUCAGAGAAGGCAUCGUUGCACGAACAACUAUCUGGAGAGCUUCCGAUCAGUCGUGGAUGCAGUUUUUCUCAGACUAUUUUUAAUGGGGUAAAUGUACUGGCUGGAGUUGGACUGCUCUCGACGCCAUAUACAGUGAGAGAAGCAGGCUGGAGUAGCUUGGUAGUUCUGGCCCUCUUUGCUAUUAUCUGUUGUUACACGGCUUCUCUUAUGAGAUACUGCUUCGAGAGCAGGGAAGGCAUCAUAACUUACCCGGAUAUUGGCGAAGCAGCAUUUGGAAGAUAUGGACGACUCUUCAUCUCGAUCGUGCUGUAUGCUGAACUAUAUUCAUAUUGUGUAGAGUUUAUCAUUCUGGAAGGGGACAACAUAACCAGUAUAUUUCCCGGAGCAAGUUUGGAGUGGGGAGGCCUUAAUCUCGACUCAGUUCACUUGUUUGGUAUCGUGUCAGCUCUUAUUGUUCUACCAACUGUUUGGUUGAGGGAUCUUCGAGUGAUAUCAUUUCUUUCAGCUUGUGGUGUUCUUGCAACUGUAGUCAUUGUUGUCUGCUUGCUUUUCCUCGGGACUUUUGGUGAUAUCGGCUUUCACCAGACUGGAGAACUGGUGAAUUGGAAUGGAAUCCCGUUUGCAAUUGGUGUGUACGGAUUCUGCUACUCGGGGCACUCUGUCUUCCCGAAUAUAUAUCAAUCAAUGGCUGAUAAAACAAAGUUCACAAAAGCACUUCUAAUAUGCUUUCUGAUAUGCGUUCUACUAUAUGGAGGCGUUGCUAUCAUGGGAUUUCUCAUGUUCGGACAGAGCACGCUGUCUCAGAUAACUCUCAACAUGCCACCUGAUUCAGUCGUUUCAAAAAUUGCAAUAUGGACAACGAUCAUAAACCCUUUCACCAAAUAUGCCUUGUUGAUGAAUCCUUUGGCGAGAGGCAUAGAGGAGCUGCUGCCUGUGGGGGUCUCUGACAGUUUCUGGUUCUAUAUUCUUCUGAGAACAGUGCUCGUCCUCUCUACUGUUUGCUUCGCCUUCGUUCUUCCUUUCUUUGGUCUUGUGAUGGCUUUGAUUGGCUCUCUCCUCAGCAUACUUGUGGCGGUUAUAAUGCCUGCUUUAUGCUUCGUGAAAAUCUUGGGGAGGAAAGCGACCAAAUCACAGAUGAUGAUGAGCUUGAGCAUCGUCGUAUUCGGCGUGAUAAGUGCAACUCUUGGGACGUAUUCUUCUCUAUCAGGAAUUGCAGAUAGAUACUGAAGAUGCCGUUAUCUUUUACUCUCUUAAUUUAAAUUUACAUCUAUUGACUUUAGUAUUUAUGCAGGCACAUAUAUCAAUGUUGUAUUUAUGUGUACACACACCGUGUGGCAUGAAGAAUGGAGAGUGUGUGUGUGUUAUUGCAGCGCACAUAUUGACAUAUAUUAAUAUUAUAAUCUAAUUAGUAAUUAUUUUACAA
This is a messenger RNA of Salvia miltiorrhiza (redroot sage), 2054 nucleotides long. RefSeq names its product amino acid transporter AVT1A-like. NCBI's taxonomy places the organism in Eukaryota, Viridiplantae, Streptophyta, Magnoliopsida, Lamiales, Lamiaceae. The coding region runs from base 242 to 1858 and encodes 538 amino acids. The transcript has 12 exons. The record is from RefSeq and is a predicted model, not a curated record. Gene Ontology annotation, cellular component: plasma membrane.